Molecule: messenger RNA, 609 nt
Organism: Daphnia magna
Lineage: Eukaryota; Metazoa; Arthropoda; Branchiopoda; Diplostraca; Daphniidae
Exons: 4
Coding region: 1-609 (202 amino acids)
Source: RefSeq, a predicted model, not a curated record
AUGUCAAAAUUGUUUGAUAAACAAAUAUGUCGAGCUCUAGCAGCAACACAGAAUCGAGUGACUAGUUGUUCUAGUGAUGAUGGUAUCUUUGAUGUGGAUCACUUUCUGAAUGAUAUAAAUGUGUUUCUUGGUGAAAAUAGAAGCGAUAGUGAAGAUAGUGUUCAACGUCAAGAAGUUAGAAGAAGCAUACGUGAUAGAAUGCAACCUUUCUACAAGAAACGCAAAGACAUUCUUGAAUAUUUCGAUGAUGAAAAAAUACGAAGAACAUUUAGAUUUGACAGCGCUUCCAUUAAAUUUAUUACAGGAACUUUCCAAACGGUUGUUGGCAAUGUAUUGAAAGUUAGCCAGGCUUCUAUUUCAAGAUGUCUAAAACAUGAUUUUCAGAAUAUUGCUAGAAUGCAUGGUGUUGUUGGGGUUAUAGUAGCAUGUUGUGUUCUCCACAACAUAGCUCUUGAUCGUAACCAGUAUUUGUAUGAAGACGAAAUGGAGGAUUUAUCCGACGAUGACAACGACGAUUCUCCUGAUAGGCGUAAUGAAAAUAUGUCUAAUUCCCUUAUUCGUCUCCUAGGUUUUGCCAAGAGGAUCAGAAUAACGAAUAAUUCAUUUUAA